Molecule: messenger RNA, 1356 nt
Organism: Miscanthus lutarioriparius
Lineage: Eukaryota; Viridiplantae; Streptophyta; Magnoliopsida; Poales; Poaceae
Source: the annotation of a GenBank genome assembly
AUGGCCAGCGCUUACAAUCCUGGGGAUGGUAGAUCCUCAUCAACUGAAGAGAUGCCAAAUGAUCAGCAGAAUUAUUCCGAGAAUUCUCUAUCUGAGAGAAGAUCCAGUCAGCAAGUUGAGAAUGGAGUACCAUCCACCUCACCAGCUUACUCGGACACUGAUGAUGACGAUUGUGGACCUAGGCCUUCUGAACUUUAUGGAAAGUUUACAUGGAGAAUUGAUAAUUUCUCCCAAAUCAACAGGAGUGAGCUAAGGAGUAAUUCCUUUGAUGUCGGCGGAUAUAAGUGGUAUAUCUUAAUUUACCCACAAGGAUGUGAUGUCUGCAAUCACCUCUCACUCUUUCUCUGUGUUGCCAACCAUGAUAAGCUACUCCCAGGAUGGAAUCACUUUGCACAAUUUACAAUAGCUGUAAUUAAUAGAGACCCUAAGAAAUCUAAGUAUUCUGAUACACUGCAUCGGUUUUGGAAGAAAGAGCAUGAUUGGGGGUGGAAAAAGUUUAUGGAGCUGUCAAAAUUACAUGAUGGCUUUAUUGUUGAGGAUGUUCUUACCAUCAAAGUCCAAGUUCAAGUUGUCAGGGAGAAGACAAACCGUCCAUUUCGUUCCCUUGACGGCCAGUACCGAAGGGAACUAAUUAGGGUGUAUCUAUCAAAUGUGGAACAAAUUUGCCGGCGCUUUAUUGAUGAAAGAAGAAGGAAGCUUAGCAGGUUCAUUGAGGAUAAACUGGGGUGGUCCAGUUUCAGUGGAUUCUGGCUGGCAAUGGAUCCAAGUGUGCGUCGGCACAUGACAAGGGAAAAGACUGAAACUAUAUUGAGAGUUCUAGUGAAACAAUUCUUUAUAGAGAAAGAAGUUACAUCAACCUUGGUAAUUGAAUCACUAUAUAGCGGAUUUAAGGCACUAGAAUACCAAAGCAAAAACAAAAAGGGGAUACCUAAACUAACAGAGACAGAUGCUCAGAGCACACCGAUGGUGCUUAUUGAUCAGGACAUGUUUGUUUUGGCUGAUGAUGUGAUACUUUUGCUUGAAAGAGCUGCAUUGGACACACUACCACACCAACCAUUGCCCACAAAAGAUGAUAAAGGAUCACAGUACCGCACAAAGGAUGACAACUCAAGUGACGAGUUCGACAAAGAUUCUAUUGAGCGUGAUGAUAGACGGCUUACAGAGCUAGGCUGGAAGACACUGGAACUUUUUGCCUUAGCUCAUAUAUUCAGCCGAACAGAAGUGGCAUACCAAGAGGCGAUGGCUUUGAAGCGCCAAGAGGAACUCAUUCGUGAAGAAGCAUCUGAGCGAGCUGGAGUUGAACUUAAGGCAAAGCGUAGUGCUGCUGAUAAGAAAAGGCGUGGCAAGAACAUGUGA